Messenger RNA from Sphaerodactylus townsendi, 3096 nucleotides. RefSeq names its product protein phosphatase 1 regulatory subunit 3F (gene PPP1R3F). NCBI's taxonomy places the organism in Eukaryota, Metazoa, Chordata, Lepidosauria, Squamata, Sphaerodactylidae. Gene Ontology annotation, molecular function: protein phosphatase 1 binding; glycogen binding. Gene Ontology annotation, cellular component: protein phosphatase type 1 complex. The record is from RefSeq and is a predicted model, not a curated record. Gene Ontology annotation, biological process: regulation of glycogen biosynthetic process.
CCACCCGGCUCGGCGGCAGCGUCGCCGUGGUGCCCCCCCCCCCACCUCUCCUCGGGCCGGUCCUCUCAGCAGCAGGCCGGGCCCGAGGAGGAGCCGCGCCCGAGGCCCCCGCCACGCCCGCCCCGCCCUCCGCCGGCCCCUCGCCCGCCAUGGCUCGCGCGGGGGUCUCCCCGUCCUCGCCGCCUCUGCCGGCCCCGUCGCUGCCCCUCACUCACGAGGCGGCCGAGGAGGAGGAGGAGGAGGAGGAGGAAGAGCCGCCCCCGUCGCGGGCCCUGGUGCCGCGCUCGUCCCCGGUGCCCCGGCCCCAGCACCCGCCCGCCCCCGGAGGCAGCGGGUCCUCCUCGGACGACGAGGCCCCGCCGCAGCCAGCCUCGGCAGAGGCGCCCUCCCAGCAUGCCCCGCGGCAUGGUCAAGGGCCAGCCUCCCAGAACCCUCCGGGGCAACCAGAGGCCUGCUCCCCAGGGGGGCAGGUGGAGCCUCCCCAGCACGCCGCAGGCCGGCACGUGCUCUUCGCCGACGCCUUGGGCCUGCCCUUGGCGCGCUGGCGGCGCUACCAGCCCUGGCCGCCCCCCUCCCCGGAGUCGCCCCCGGAGGUGCCCGCCUUGGCCGUGGGGCCACCCCCUGCAGCUGUCCCGUACCUGCUGCCCUCCUUCGUUCUGGCGCCCGCCGGGCAAGGCGAGGACGAGAAGCUGGAACGGCUGCGGCACACCAAGGUGGAGCUGGAGGAGGUGUUGCCCCCAGAUCCUGGGGAGCCGCGGGUCCUGCGGGGCACCGUGCGGGUGCUCAACGUCUCCUACCGCAAGGCGGUGCACGUACGGGCCAGCCGGGACCGGUGGCGGAGCCACCGGGACUACCCUGCCCUCUACAUCCCGACUGGGUCGCCCGACGGGGGCCUGACUGACCGCUUUGCUUUCUGCCUGGACUUUGGGGAUGAGGAUGAGGAUGACGAGGAAGGAGGAGCCCGACUGGAUUUCGUGGUGCGCUACCAGACGGACGAAGGUGACUACUGGGCCAACAACCAGGGCAGGAAUUACAGCGUGUUGCUCAAGGGAGCUGGGCCUUCCCUGGGCCAACCCAAGAGGCCUGGCCGAGAAGGGGAAUUGCGCAGGCUCAAGAGCUGCAUGAGGCCGAUCAAAAUCAGGUCAAAUGAGAACGAGCUGCGGGUUGAAGACAUGACACAGCCCCCCUGUCUGGAAGAAGGCAACACUGAAAAGGAUCUGGCCAGUGAGCCCCUGAAUUUCCCUGCCUUUCAGCCCCCUCCUUAUAUGACUCAGAUUCCAGAGCUCACCAUCACCACCAACUCCCCGGAAAAGAAAGAUCCUUCGAAAGACCGUCCCGUGGAUUUCACCGACACCCCGCAGCAUUCCGCUUUGAAGGUCCGUCCUGCCUCCUACGAGGAACUGCAAGUGCCCUGUGGCUUCGUACCCGGAAGUGAAAUCCAUUCCUUGGCGCCCUGGGACUUGUCUGAGUUCAGCAAGCGCGACCUCACCACGGAGGGCUCUUUCAUGGAUGAGUGCUUGGAGGAACAGUUGAGGAGGUACCAAGAGCUGCCCCAUCGCUUGGAGGAGGAUGCAAUAGACCGGGAGCUGGAGCAACUUUACCUGUCGCACUUAAGCCGGCUCCGAGCAGAAGAACUCGGUGUGAGAGGCAGCUGGGCCGAGGGGGGCUUGGAGAACUCCGACAGCCCUGCGCCGUCCCUCACCGCCUUGCGGCAGAGUGUCUUGACCGAUCGCGAUCUGAUAGUCAACUGGGCGGGCCCGGAGAGAGCGCUGAACAGCUCCCUGGCAGAGGAGAUCACACUACAUUAUGCGAAGCAGCGGGGAGAUGACUUCCGGGACAGUGAGAGGGAAGGAUUCACAUCUGGAUAUGCAACCCUUGCUCCACCUGACCUGGCCGGACAGGGUCGUGAGAGUCCGCCGGUUUUGCUCGAAGGCUGCUUUCUCAACCACUUGGAAGAAGGGAGCGCCCAGCAGAGUCCUGCCGAGGACUCCAACACCUUUGUCAGCUUGAGAGCGGUGUUGCCCAACGUCCUGCGGCCCACAGUUCAGGAUGCCAUGGUGAUACCCCUGGUGGUCCCUGCCCGGACUCCAACGACUUCUCCUAACCAUCCUCUCGACUCAGUUUCCCUCCAGUCCCUCUUAGUCCAUGGACAGAGCAAGACCCAGGGCUUCUUGAUAGGGAAAGGCAGCCUCUGGCUAGGCGAGGGGAACAACGUCCUCAAGGCCCGCGAAUCCCACCCCAAUUCUCACAGCGAACUCGAAAGGAUCUUGAUCCGCUCCCUACAGUUCCUCAGUUUGUUUGUCUUCCUGCCGGUGGUCUUCAGCAGCUGCAUGCCCUUGGUGGCUGUCACCCUCUACCUUCUGCUAGAUUGGUUCUCAUAGUUUGGUGUCUCUCCCAGGGGUGCCUGAGGGCCACGAUAGGAACCUCCUGGGGCUCGGGUCCAUCUCUGUUUCUUCUGAACCAACUGGGCUUGAAGAAGAGAGACGGAGCGGAAAGGGGAGGCCAUCUCGAGGGAGCAGGCCGCAUCUUGAGUUAACAGCUGUCCUAAAUCUCCCAAAGUUGCAGUACGCUUUCCUUAAAGUCUAGCAAAAUUAGGGCGUUGCGGGGUUUCUGGGUUGUAUGGCCGUGUUCCAGUAGCAUUUUCUCCUGACAUUUCGCCUGCAUCUGUGGCUGGCGUCUUCAGAGGGUCAGAUGGUAGUAAAGCAAGUGAAGUAUGUAUACCUGUGGAAUGCCCAGGGUGGGGAAAAGAACGUGUUAAGGGUGCAAUUUGCAGGUGUAAUUUGCAUGCGUUGAGUGCAAUCCACUCAUUUUAGCAUAUGACUGUAACACUGAAGUUGCAUAAUCAAUUAGUGAGGACAUCUGCAUAGCAGUUGCCUGGCAUUUUAAUCCAUUUAAUUUCUUCCUGCAGAGAGACAUCCCGUGUCUGGGUGAUGUUCACUAACCAUAGUCACUAAUUGAUUGUGCAGUUUCAGUGUUACAGACAUAUGCUAAAAUAGGUGGAUUCCACUCAACACAUGCAAAUUAUACCCUUAACACUUUUAAGGGUAUAAGAAGAUAGAAAAAGGGCAGCGAAGGGCAACAAGGAUGAUUGAGGGA